AUGGCAUUUAGAAUUUCUUCUGGUGACUUCUAACUUGAUGAUUUCCAUAGUUAAGAAAGUAGUUUAGUGAUACUUACUUGGUUGAUCUGGUUACUAGCAGUUAUGACUUUGUAUAUCGUUUUCAUGAAUUUCAUAAUUGCUGUUAUUUCAGAAUCCUAUGAAAGAGUGAUGCAGAAAUUAGUUGCGGAAUCAUACAGAGUCAAAGCAAAUAUGAUUGUAGAAAGGGAAUAGUUUUUCACAAAAGAUGACUUGAGUAGUACAAAAUAUUUCCCAAGUUAUAUUGUUAUCAGAAGACCAUUAAAUGCAGUGAUGAAGGAAGAUGGAGAGUGGUAAGGAUUUAUCAAAGAUUUGAAGUACACAAUAAGAACAACAGUUACUAAAGCUAAAUCAGAUAUUAUUCAAAAUUCUCACUUGAAAAAUCAGGGAAUAGAUGAUCAUAUCAAAGGACUUGAUGCCCAAGUAAAAGGACUUGAUGCCUAAGUAAAAGGACUUGAUACAAAAGUUGAUGGGCUUGAUACAAAAGUUGAUGGGCUUGAUACAAAAGUUGAUGGGCUUGACACAAAAGUUCUAAAAAUUCAAGAUGAUAUGGAAUUCAUAAAGAAUUCCUUAACUUAAAUUCUUCAAAAAUAUAAUCAGUGA
Stylonychia lemnae is the source of this 639-nucleotide messenger RNA. Lineage: Eukaryota; Ciliophora; Spirotrichea; Sporadotrichida; Oxytrichidae. The record is from the annotation of a GenBank genome assembly.